AACAUCACCCUACUAUACCAUCCAAAACAUCACCCUACCAUACCAUCCAAAAUUUCCGUCCUUUCAUCUCUCUCUCUCCCUCUCUCCCCGAAAGCACUACAAAUCUCUCUCUCUACCAAGUACUGUAUCCAUGGCGACUGGGAGGAAACCGGCGAUCGCCGGUAGCGCAGCGGUGGCUCCGGCGAAAUCGAAGACAGCCAAGGCAUUGAAGGGUAAGAAACCGUCCGACUCGAAGAAGGAUAGGGCACAUCCUCCGUACGCUGAGAUGAUCAGCGAGGCGAUCGUGGCGCUGAAGGAGAGGACCGGCUCGAGCCAGAUCGCGAUAGCGAAGUUCAUCGAGGAGAAGCAGAAGGCGAGCAACCUGUCGCCCAACUUCAAGAAGCUCUUGCUCGUCCAGUUGAAGAAGCUCGUGGCCGCCGGGAAGCUCGUCAAGGUGAAGAACUCCUUCAAGCUCGCCCCCGUGGAGAAGAAGGCCGCGGCCGCGCCGGCGAAGAAGAAAGCAACCGAGGCUGUGGCGGUGGUAAAGAAGGCUACUCCGGUGAAGGCGAAGAAGGUUGCGGCCGCGAAGCCCAAGGCGGCGGUAGCGAAGCCGAAGAAGGUUGCGAAGACGGCUGCGGUAGUGUCGCCGGCUAAGAAGAAGGCGGUCGUGGCGGCGAAGGCGAAGAAGGUGGCGCCGGUGAAGGUGGCGAAGAAGCCGAAGAGCAUUAAGUCGCCUGCGAAGAAGGCUGCGACGGCGAAGAAGGGGAGGAAGUGAGGAGUUUCAGCGGUUUGGUUGUAGGGGUAGAUUAUGUAAAUGUUUGGAAAUGUGGGGGUUAGGUUGUAUGGAUUACUAGUGGGGUUUUUAUUUUUUUUUUCCCGUCGAUGUAAUGGUUUUGUUGAUUUGGUAGUAGUGGGAUUUGGGUGUGUUUAGCAGUAACAGUUUAUUAACGAAAGGGUUUGAAUGAAAUUCUUGUGGAGAAUUUCUAC
Messenger RNA from Rhododendron vialii, 966 nucleotides. Its product is annotated as histone H1-like. The transcript has 2 exons. Lineage: Eukaryota; Viridiplantae; Streptophyta; Magnoliopsida; Ericales; Ericaceae. Gene Ontology annotation, biological process: nucleosome assembly; chromosome condensation; negative regulation of DNA recombination. Gene Ontology annotation, cellular component: nucleus; nucleosome. Gene Ontology annotation, molecular function: structural constituent of chromatin; nucleosomal DNA binding; double-stranded DNA binding. The record is from RefSeq and is a predicted model, not a curated record. Bases 131 to 754 code for a protein of 207 amino acids.